CUCUCUCUCUUUUUCGCUCUCUCCAUCUCUCUCUUUCUCUCUCACACACACACUCUCUCUCUCUCUCUUUCCCUGUCCUGAUACUCUCUCACCCACACGCUCUUUCACGCAUACACGUAUACGUAUGUAUACGCACACGUACACUCACGUAAAGAGAGGGACAUCCACCGCCAGGAGGAACACACACGCACGACAUCAUAUACCUACUCUACUCCCGCCGAGUCGAGUCUCUUCCGUUCCGCGAUUACCGUCGUACGUCCCUUUACGCCGAGCCGGUCGGUCGCUCGCUCGCUGCUCGGUCGGUCCGCGGUGGCAACCCCCGAGUGCAGUCGCGUCGUGCAUCGUCGUCGUCGGUACGCGUCCACCACGUCGGGGCCACGGACACGGCGCCAGUGCGGAGUAACACUCGCAUCGUCGUAGACAUCGUCGUCGUCGUCGAGACGAAAUAGUGAUUACUCGGCAAGUUCGGAUCCCUUUACCCGGGAUGAGUGAUCGUCGACUGAAUCGAUAGCCUCGUCGCGAGUGAGCAGCUCGACUCGAGUCGACGGAGCCAGCGGGAGAGUUUCGCGUGUGAUUCUCGUGCGGGAACAGCGAGUGAGACGUCAGGACGUAGACGAGCGAGGAGACAGCGAGAGUCAGGUGGUCGUUGGAGCGCCGCGACAGAGCGGUGCUCCGGUCCCGGAGCGACGUACUGCCUCCGCGGGGGAACCACCCCCGUCAGAGCGGAGGUUCAGGGGAACGGUACAUCCGUUGCGCGAUCGAUGUUACCGUAUCGUCGCUCGCAUCACGUUCGUGAGAAACUAUGGACGAAAAUUGCCCGAGAGCCAGCGUCGCCUGGUGUUGUCGCCCAGUGUGUCGUCGCGAACUGUGGACGGUGUGCUCUACGAGUGAUCAGUGAUCGCUAAGAGGGACUACUUCGCCGACGACCGUGUCGCGCACACGUCGUCGUCGUCAGGUGGAUAGCUGCGCAAUCGGCAACCAGUCUCUCUACCCAGGAUCUCAGCCCAGGAGAGAGAGAGACCCCGUCGAGACGAUCCGAGACGAAGACACCUCGUCGAUCGUAGCAGGACUCUCUCUCUCUCUCCCUCCCUCUCUCUCUCUCUCUCUCUAUUUUAUCCGGUCAACCCCUCGGUGAACGUCGUGUGAGCGCUCUGCUCGCGAGGGUGAGAAACGUGGUCGGGCCACCGCGGUGGUCGACAGACCGAGAGGGUUUCGCGAAGCCCCUCGACGAGCGGAAAAAAGUAGAUGGCCGCUACCACGUACAUGCCGGUUAGUAGCGCAGUCUCUACCGACCUGGAUGGUGGUUCAGGUACAACGAUCGGGAUGAACAUCGCCGUGGGUGGCUACUCCUCGGGCUCGCCUCGCAGCGCCGCCGACGCUGGCGAGAUGAAGUACAUGCCGGCGCCGCAGCAUCAUCACCACCAUCACCAUCAUCACCAGGUGACGUCCUCGCCGUCGCCGAACGGAUUGUCGCAUCCGGCGGCGAGCCUCUCCACGACGAAUCCAUGGGUGAGCUUACAACCCGGGAGCGAUCCUUGGACCGCGUCGAUGGGUAUGCACCACACUACCCAUCAUCCGCAUCAUCAUCCCCAUCAGACGAACACGAGCCUGGACGUGAAGCCGUUGGCGGCGGCGGCGGCGACGGCGACGGACCAAGGGAUGCAUCACCGGGGACCGCACCAGUCCCCGGGUAUGGCCUCGCCGCAUUCUUGGCACGCACCGGUCGUACCGUCGGCGCACUACAACCCCAGCGGUGGCGCGGCCUCGCCCACCCUGCAGCAGUACCACGCGGCGAUGAACGGCAUGCUGCACCAGCACCCGCAUCAGCAUCCGCAUCAGCUGCACAACCAUCAGGCCGGACUACCUCAUCACCUGAGGGACGCGCACAAUCACAGUCCGCCGUCGGGCCAUCCGCUGCACGCCGGGCAUCCCCUCGACAGGGAUCACAGCGCCGGCGAGGAGGACACGCCGACGUCGGACGACCUCGAGGCCUUCGCCAAGCAGUUCAAGCAGCGGCGCAUCAAGCUCGGCUUCACCCAGGCGGACGUCGGUCUCGCGCUCGGCACCCUCUACGGCAACGUAUUCUCGCAGACGACGAUAUGCAGGUUCGAGGCGCUGCAGCUGAGCUUCAAGAACAUGUGCAAGCUGAAGCCGCUGCUGCAGAAGUGGCUGGAGGAAGCGGACUCGACGACCGGCUCGCCGACCAGCAUCGACAAGAUCGCCCAGCAAGGCCGGAAGCGGAAGAAGCGGACGUCGAUCGAAGUGUCGGUGAAGGGCGCGCUCGAGCAGCACUUCCACAAACAGCCGAAGCCGUCGGCGCAGGAGAUCACCUCGCUGGCGGACAGCCUGCAGCUCGAGAAGGAAGUGGUCAGGGUGUGGUUCUGCAAUCGACGGCAGAAGGAGAAGAGGAUGACGCCGCCCAACACGCUCGGCGACGGCAUAAUGGAGGGCAUGCCGCCGGGUCACCAGGGUCAGGGUGGCCUCCACCAGAGUUAUCAUCCGCAGGAUCACCUGCACGGCUCGCCCAUGGGCCACAGCCACAGUCCGCCGAUGCUGAGCCCUCAGGGCAUCACUGCCCAUUCGCUCACGGCCCACUAGCGUUCGCCGGGGCCUCCCCCGUUGGGCCUCGCGAUAACCUCGCAGAACUCGGCGAACGUGUCGUCGACGGCGGAGAGCCUGCCGCCGUUCUAUCAUCACUACCUUCAAGCGCGCACCGGCAGUUACACGACGUCGUAGCUGACGGACUCGCAGCGCCCUUCCUACCUGCCGGACGGCGGCGCUCGUUACCGGGACGAAGGUACGGAAUGGUGGCUCGUUCGGCGAGAUUCAACGGGGUUUAACGAGGCCGAGACCGGUCCACCGGGGAGGCUGAGCUGACGCGCUCGGUCGGCGAUCUUUUGUCGACCUUGACCGCGCAACAGGCCGAGAGAGGAUGGAAGGGAAUGGGAGAAGGACAGACGAAGGGAAGGAAGAGAGAAAGAGUGUGUGUGUAUGUGUGUGCGUGUCGCAUCGUGAACGUAUCUCCGCGACCGUCGGCGGAACGUCGCGCGAGAUUGUCACCCUUCGCCCGGAUUCUUUCAGGAUAUCGUCGCCCAACUAUCUCAUUGUCGUCGUCGUCGUUGUCGCGCUCCGCCGCUGGUGACCGAGUGUCGCGUCCUCUCCGGAGGGAUAACGACGGCCGUGGUGAUGACGUUCCUCCUCCGCGCGGCCAGGUCGGUGCCCGUUCGUCCGUUCCUCGAGUCCUGGACCGCGGACCUUGUUGUUGUUGUUGUUGUUGUUUCGUCGGUGAGCGAAAGUGCUUCUCUCUCGGAUCCGGCGGUGAUCCGCCGGCAGAGACGGAAGAGGAUGGGAUGCGCGGACGCAAGAUGGACUCGAGGGUGCGGCUGAAGGAAGAACGAACGAAGGUGUGUUUCCUUCUCCCUCUCGCUCUCGCGAGACCCUGAUAUCGGACGCGAGAGAGACAUUGCGGGGGUGACGUCGUCGUCGUCGCGCGCGGCCGGACCGACGGACCAACCGUCAUUUCCCCUUGUCGUCGAAAUCCGAAACGCGAACGGACGAACGGGCGUAACAAGAAAGGAACGUACGUAGGGGCGAGUGCUGUGUUCGCGCGGGAUUUGCUCCGUGCAAACUCCCGGCGGAUGAUGUAACAUAAGUAAAUAUGGACUGUAAAUAAUGUACUAGAUAAAGCGCUAGUAAGUUAAGUGAGAACGAGAGCGUGAGUCGUCGUCGUCGCCGGCGAGCGAGGACUUUCGAAAAGCAGACGCGGGAGCUGGAAUAAACGAAGGAAUAAGGGAGAAAGAGAGAUACAGAAGGAGCGAAGGAAAGACGAAGAGACAGAGAGAAAGAAAGAGCUAGAGA
Molecule: messenger RNA, 3858 nt
Organism: Dinoponera quadriceps
Lineage: Eukaryota; Metazoa; Arthropoda; Insecta; Hymenoptera; Formicidae
Gene: vvl
Product: POU domain protein CF1A
Exons: 1
Coding region: 1246-2598 (450 amino acids)
Biological process (GO): brain development; regulation of transcription by RNA polymerase II
Cellular component (GO): nucleus
Molecular function (GO): DNA-binding transcription factor activity, RNA polymerase II-specific; RNA polymerase II cis-regulatory region sequence-specific DNA binding
Source: RefSeq, a predicted model, not a curated record